This is a messenger RNA of Saccharomyces kudriavzevii IFO 1802, 2874 nucleotides long. It is a transcript of the gene VID30, whose product is annotated as glucose-induced degradation complex subunit VID30. Bases 1 to 2874 code for a protein of 957 amino acids. The transcript has a single exon. Gene Ontology annotation, cellular component: cytoplasm. Lineage: Eukaryota; Fungi; Ascomycota; Saccharomycetes; Saccharomycetales; Saccharomycetaceae. The record is from RefSeq and is a predicted model, not a curated record. Gene Ontology annotation, biological process: cytoskeleton organization; cell surface receptor signaling pathway. Gene Ontology annotation, molecular function: protein binding.
AUGUCUGAAUAUAUGGACGACGUUGACCGGGAGUUCAUUAACUGUUUGUUCCCGAGAUACUUACUGCAACAGCCUGUGGCCUAUGAUUUAUGGAUUUUAUACCUGCAACAUAGAAAACUCUUUCACAAAUUGAAGAAUACAAAUCUAAUUAAUGCUGAUGAGAAUCCCAAUUCUGCUGGUAUGGGCAGGGUGAAGUUGACAGCUUCAACGAGGAAGGAAAUCUGGUCAAAACUAAUGAAUCUGGGUGUUCUAGGCACAAUUUCGUUUGAAGCUGUUAAUGACGAUUACCUAAUUCAAGUUUAUAAGUAUUUCUAUCCUGAUGUUAAUGAUUUCACGUUAAGGUUUGGCGUUAAAGACUCAAGCAGAAAUCCAAUACGGUUGAUGAAAACUCCUUCAGAGAUUGGUAAAAACGCCCAGGAAUUAUUAGAACCUGUUUUAUCGGAACGUGAAAUGGCGCUUAACUCUAACAUCAGUCUCGAUAAUGAUGAUAAUGACGAUGAUGAUGAUGAUGAUGACGGCGAUGAUGAUGACGAUGAAUCCGAUUUGGAGAGUCUAGAAGGGGACGUCGAUACUGAUACGGACGAUGACGACGAAGGUGACUCUGAUCGUAACGAAGAAGGAGAAGAAGAACAAGGGGAAGAGGGAGAAGAACGAGGAGAGAAUGCUGAUGUCUCUACUUCACAGCAGCCCGAAGAAAGGAUUGUGGACCCAUGGAUAUAUCAAAGGUCCAGAUCUGCUCUUAAUAUAGAAGCGGGGCCAAGGAACCUGUGGAGUACAACUGAUAAGAACAGCAAUUUGCAGUACUAUCCUCCUGAUCAAUCUCCAUCUUCUUCCCUUUCUUCUCCUACAGUGUCAUCCGGAAACGAUAAGAAUGACAAUGAGACUACGGAGGGAUUGUUCAGUAGCGGUAGCAGAAAGAAAAACUCAAUGAUUCCUGAUAUUUAUAAGAUAUUGGGGUAUUUUCUGCCUUCUAGAUGGCAGGUGCAACCGAAUAACAGUUUACAAAUAUCUCAAGAUGGUAUCACUCAUUUACAACCGAACCCUGAUUAUCAUUCAUACAUGACGUAUGAGAGAUCAAGCGUCUCUUCUGCUUCUGCAAGGAAUAGACUGAGGACAUCAUUUGAAAACUCUGGGAAAGUGGAUUUUGCCGUUACCUGGGCCAAUAAAUCGUUGCCAGACAAUAAAUUAACAAUAUUCUAUUAUGAAACUAAAGUUCUAAGCGUAACAAGCACUGAAAGUGCUGAAAAUAGCAAUAUUGUUAUUGGAUAUAAGCUAGUAGAAAAUGAACUACUAGAGGCUAAUACGAAGAAAAAUGUCUCGCGCUCAGGUGUGACUGGUUCGAGUAAUAGUCUAGGUGGCGGGAAUAAUACUAGCUCUAAUAGAGCGCCUUCUACUUCUUUUACUAUGGAAGGUUCUCAAAGACGCGAUUACGUCUAUGAAGGAGGCGUUUCAGCGAUGUCACUAAAUGUGGAUGGCUCUAUAACGAAAUGUCAGAAAUAUGGAUUUGAUUUAAAUGUGUUCGGUUAUUGCGGGUUUGAUGGUUUGAUAACUAAUUCCACCGAACAAUCAAAAGAAUAUGCUAAGCCUUUUGGCAGAGAUGACGUUAUUGGUUGUGGUAUAAAUUUUAUUGAUGGUUCAAUUUUUUUCACGAAAAACGGUAUUCAUCUAGGUAACGCAUUCACAGACCUAAAUGAUUUAGAGUUUGUCCCCUAUGUAGCGUUACGACCUGGAAAUUCGAUAAGAACGAAUUUCGGGUUGAAUGAAGAUUUUGUUUUUGAUAUUAUCGGAUACCAGGAUCAAUGGAAGAGUUUAACGUACCAACAUAUUUGUCGCGGACGUCAAAUGGACCUCUCUCUCGAUGAGUUCGACGACUCUGAUGAAAGCGGCGAUGAUGAAGGAAAUGAAAAUGGGCGUGGCGAAGCUGAACAGGUGAGUGUUAAUGAGGAUUUAAUGGAUAUUGACCAAGAACAUGGUGGCCCCAGUCAUCUGGAUGCGAAGUCGUUUGAUGAGGAAGAGGAUAGUGAUCUAAAGUUCCUAUUAGGAGAGGAUAAUAGGUUUGUGAACGGCAAAUUAGUCAGACCAGACGUCAAGGAUAUCAAUACUUUGAAUAUGGAUGACGGCACCUUACCUAAUACAUUGAACGUUAUGAUAAACGAUUACUUGAUCCAUGAAGGAUUAGUUGAUGUUGCAAAGGGGUUCUUGAAAGAUUUACAAAAAGAUGUUGUUGAUGUUAAUGGACAGCAUUCCGAAAGUAAAGAUGUGAUCAGACAUAAUGAAAGACAAAUCAUGAAGGAAGAACGCAUGGUCAAGAUAAGACAGGAGUUAAGAUAUUUAAUAAACAAAGGUCAAAUUGCCAAAUGUAUCAGUUAUAUUAAUAACGAAAUUCCGGAUUUGUUAAAGAAUAAUCUAGAACUAGUAUUUGAGUUGAAGCUGGCAAACUAUCUGGUAAUGAUUAAAAAAAGUUCGUCUAAAAAUGACGACGAAAUUGAAGAUCUAAUUUUGAAAGGCCAAGAACUGUCUAAUGAAUUCAUCUAUGAUACCAAGAUUCCACGAUCUUUGAGAGAUAGGUUCAGCGGACAAUUAAGCAAUGUCUCAGCGUUGUUAGCAUACUCCAAACCGUUUCUAGAAGCGCCAAAGGAGAUAGCAGGCUAUUUGAGCGAUGAGUAUCUGCAGGAGAGACUAUUUCAAGUUACCAACGGCACAAUAUUAACAUUUCUACACAAGGAUAGUGAGUGUGCACUAGAAAAUGUGAUAUCAAGCACGAGAGUAAUGCUUUCUACAUUACUUGAGUAUAAUGCCUUUGGUUCGGCCAAUUCAUCGGAUCCAAGGUAUUACAAAGCUAUCAAUUUCGACGAAGAUGUACUGAAUUUAUGA